This is a messenger RNA of Rhizophagus irregularis DAOM 181602=DAOM 197198, 994 nucleotides long. The record is from RefSeq and is a predicted model, not a curated record. NCBI's taxonomy places the organism in Eukaryota, Fungi, Glomeromycota, Glomeromycetes, Glomerales, Glomeraceae.
AAAUGUUGAAAGUGCAAAUCAAAGUUGGUUUGAAGAGGCUAAAUCACAUUUAACUAUAAAUAAUAAAUGGACAGUAAUUGUCCGAUGUUGCGGUUUAACACAAGAUAUAUCAAGUGGAAAUUACAUGCUUGUAAUGGUGAAAAUGGAUAUGGAUUUAAGAAAAUAUUUACAACAAAAUAAUGAACGACUCACAUGGAAAGAAAGAAUUAAAAUUGCUUUUGAAAUAAUUAAUGCACUUUAUUUUAUUCAUUUUGAAAAAGCAAUUCAUAGAGAUUUGCACUCUGGAAAUAUAUUAUUUUCACAAUUUAAUGAUAGAUGGCUUAUUAGUGAUCUUGGAUUUUGUGGACCUGCUGAUAAAUCAUCAAAAAGUAUAUAUGGAAAUCUUCCUUACAUAGCACCCGAAGUUAUUAAUGGAAAAGGGUAUACUUUUGCAUCUGAUAUUUAUAGUAUUGCGAUACUUAUGUGGGAAAUUUCAUCUGGAUAUUCACCAUUUAUUGAUUAUAAGCAUGAUGAUUAUAAUCUUGCAAUGGAUAUAAUUAAUGGUAUGAGACCGGAAAUUAUGUCAGAUAUUCCUUUAGAAUAUAAAAAUUUAAUGGUACAAUGUUGGGAUGCUGAUCCAUUAAAAAGACUUGAUAUAAAAUUUCUUCGGGAUAAAAUAAGAGAAAUUCAUCUAUCAUAUCAAAAUAUGUCAGAUGAAUUUUUCCAGUCAAAAGCAGUGAAUAAUUUUGAAACAAAAACUAGCACAAAUUAUACAAGCAGCAGAUUAUUUACGAGCAAAGUUCAUCAAUUUGAAAAUUUACCCGAACCAAAAAAUGCAACAGAAGAGCAUUUCAUAGUAAAACAUAUGAUUUUAAUAUUCCUGAUAAUAUUGAAGAUUUUAAUAAUUCAAACGAUCAGAAGAUUAAUAAAACAUCAAAAAUAAAUAGUAUUUUUAAAGGUGGUAGUAAAAGGUUAUCUAAAGUAUUUAAAAGGUUACAAAUAAAUUCAAAUAAUG